CGAACAGCCAGCCAGUCAAAGAGCAACGCAGAACCAACAAAGCCGCCCAGAUGUCUGGGCUCCAGUCAGUGGGCCGCCGCUGCAGUGGCCGGGAUGGACUGCCAGGACUGGACACAGGGGUCAGGCCCUGGCAACUGAGCAACAGGGCUGGAACAGGUCACGUCCUGCCUAAAAGGCAUGGCCAUCUAAACCCACCCCCAGGCCGUCAGCGAAGGAAGGAUCCACUGGACUUGUGGUUCACCCCUGUGGUGGCUCCGUGGCUUGCUCGACCACCGCGCUCCCGCCCGUGGUGGCCCACUGGCAGUCCAGCCAGUGCCAUGUUGCGUCAACAGGGCCCGAGGAUCAUGCCAGAGUGCGAGAAUGUCCAUGUCCAUGUCACUCUGCCCUACGCCUUCUCUCAAGUUGCUGCUAUGCCCACAGCCUUGAGACCCCUCCUCGACAAUCUCAUCUUCACAACAUCACCAGGGCACGUAGUCCAGUCCCCGGCUCACCUUGCACGUUACACAGCUCAACACAAACUGCCUUGGGUCCAGUCCCGUGUCUGCUCGGUCCGCAUCGGUUUCCCUCGUCAUUGCCGUCGAGACUUUUCAGACCUCAGCUGUGUUGGGAUCUGGGCUGCUGAAAGGCUGGCUGUGCACAACCGUUGUCUGCGUCCUCAUUCGCCAGCGGCCGCGAUCGCAGUUCACGGACCGGACAAAGCGAAGACGUCGCCACCACUCUGCUCCCAGCUCGUUGGGCCCAGCUGGAUUAUUUACAUAUCCACAGUCACAUCCAGCCCUCAACCAUCGGCUCUUGGCUAGGUACCUCGGAAUUAAUGACGCCGCUAGUCGCCUGGGCUUAGCAUGUCACGCUGCGAAUCUCAGCUGCUUCUGUCGUCGUGCUCAGCUACCCACUACCGCCAUCCACCUUCAAGCAGCAUGCCGCUCCCUCCUAUCUAUAGGGAGUCUGCUCCCGCCGUAGCCAGCGAAAUGGCGCCGGCAUCACGCGACCACUUCCCUUCGCAUCGCGACGACGACCGCUUUGGCAGAAGCAUAUCCAUGAACAUCCCCGGUGUUGACUCGAGACCCGACGCUCCGCCACCACUACCACCCCCUCGCAACCCGCCCUGUACCGACAA
This is a messenger RNA of Emericellopsis atlantica, 1117 nucleotides long. RefSeq lists its product as uncharacterized. The transcript has 2 exons. NCBI's taxonomy places the organism in Eukaryota, Fungi, Ascomycota, Sordariomycetes, Hypocreales, Bionectriaceae. The record is from RefSeq and is a predicted model, not a curated record. Bases 51 to 800 code for a protein of 249 amino acids.